This is a messenger RNA of Aegilops tauschii subsp. strangulata, 3020 nucleotides long. RefSeq names its product YTH domain-containing protein ECT4. Gene Ontology annotation, molecular function: mRNA binding. Gene Ontology annotation, biological process: mRNA destabilization. NCBI's taxonomy places the organism in Eukaryota, Viridiplantae, Streptophyta, Magnoliopsida, Poales, Poaceae. The record is from RefSeq and is a predicted model, not a curated record. Gene Ontology annotation, cellular component: cytoplasm.
CCUCGCAGCUCGCCACUGUACCACUAGUACCACCACUACCCCCCUGGCCUGCAGCUGCAGCUGCUAGUCUCCCCUGGUGGCGGCUCGCCUCCCUCCCUCCCUCCUAUCCCCACCGCCCGCCUCCCUCCCUCCCUCUACCCCAAGCUCGGGCCUUGCUAGCUAGCUAUCCGCCGUAGAGAGAGAGGAGAGGGAAGGAGGCCCCGGCGCUCCGGUUGGUUCCGUCGGAUCUCGCCUCCAGGUCACCCGUCUGCUGGGAUCUCGCCCGCCCCAUGGCCGUCGUCGCGCCGACCCCCGCCCCGGCCGCCGCGCCGGCGCCCGCCGCCGCGGCUGCUGCUCCAGCCCCCGCCCCCGCCCCCGCCCCUGCCGCGGAUCAAGCCACAGAUCUGUUGCAGAAGAUGUCGCUGGAAUCGCAGCCUCAGCCCAAGGCGGCGGCAGAUGGAACCGAGCUUGCCGGUGCCACCAAGCAGGGGCCUGUGGCCAGCCAGCCGCUCAGCGUGUCGAUCCCGCAGGACCGGUCCAUCACGCCGGUGGUUCAAGAUUUUACGGAUCCCAACAUGUUCUAUCUGCCAGCAUAUUACUAUGGAGAAUUGGGUCUUCCAGGUUACGACGGAACCAUGAGCGAGUGGGAUGAAUAUACUAGAUAUGUAAAUCAAGAUGGAGUGGAGGUUACCCCAGCAGUAUAUGGAGAUAUUUAUGGAUAUGGGUAUGCUCCUUAUGGCGCCUACUCUCCAGCUAGUUCCCCAGUCCCAACAGUUGAUGGUCAGAUGUUUGCUGCACAACAUUACCAGUAUCCAGCUUAUUAUCAGCCUCCUACCCCGAUUUCUUCUACAACUCAAGGUGACCAGCAGCAUUCAGCCAAUGCUGAUAAUAAGCCAGCAGCUAAGGCAGAUGCUGCCAAAACAACCACAAAUGUUGUUCCUAAUGGUACUGCUCAGAGUAACAGCGGAACUGCUCCCCUUGGGUCAAGCUACCAGAAUUCAUCACUGACCCCUGAUGGAACCUAUAGGGCACCCUUGAUAGGUGGAGUCCCUUCUACUGGUUACGUGGACUCAACCUAUGGGUAUGACACCACAGGGGCACACUAUGCUUGGUAUGAUGGUUCUGCCUAUACCAAUGCACAGCAAAGACCAACUACAGCUAAUUACACGCCGUCUUCAGCGUAUAAUAGCAAUGGCUCUUCUGCAAGGUAUCAGACCAAGAGCCCCACACCGCAGCAGACGGGCAACAGGAGACCAACGACUACAACAGGGUCAGCUACUCCUACAUACCCAAACAGGAUGUACUCGAGCACCCAGUCUUACAACCAGUACGGAAAUUCGGUCAAAACUGGUCUUAUGUAUGGAAACACUGGCUACGGAAGCACUGGCUACGGAAGCACUGGCUAUGGAAGCAGCGGCUAUGGCGGCAGUGGCUACGGAAGCAAUGGCUAUGAUUCCAGGUUAUAUGGUCGGUGGGGUGUUUCUAUGGAUAGCAGAUACAACAGGCCCAGAGGCCGUGGCAACGGAUAUUAUGGUUUUGGCAAUGAGAGUCAGGAUGGAACAAUUGAGCUCAACAGAGGUCCUAGGUCUGGUCGUUUCAAGAACCAGAAAGCAUUUGGCCAUACUGUUACUAUCGCUGUGAAAGGGCAGACCCUCCCUUCAAGUGAAAACAAGAAUGCUAGUGACGUACCUGAUAAGGCACAGUUCAACCUAGAGGAUUUCCCUGUCCAGUAUGAUGAUGCAAAGUUUUUUGUCAUCAAAUCAUACAGCGAGGAUGAUAUCCAUAAGAGUAUAAAAUACAAUGUGUGGGCAAGUACCACCAAUGGAAACAAGAAGCUUGAUGCUGCCUAUCAAGAAGCUCAGGCAAAGGGCUCUAGCUGCCCUAUAUUCUUGUUUUUCUCGGUUAAUACAAGUGGACAGUUUGUUGGUGUUGCUGAAAUGACUGGUCCUGUUGAUUUUGAAAAAACUCUAGAGUACUGGCAACAAGACAAGUGGAAUGGUUCAUUCUCUGUCAAGUGGCACAUCGUCAAGGAUGUUCCCAACAACAUUCUCAAGCACAUCGUCCUUGAGAACAACGAGGGCAAGCCGGUCACAAACAGCCGUGACACACAGGAUAUCAACCUUGAGCAAGGUAUCCAGAUGCUCAAGAUAUUCAAAGAGCAUGUCAGCAAGACCUCUAUCCUGGAAGACUUUGCCUUCUAUGAGAACCGCCAAAAGUUGAUGCAGGAGAAGAGAAUAAAACAACAGCAGAUCCAAAAGCAGGUGUGGGACAGCAGGGCUCCGAACCCUGUUGCUGGAGAGAAACAACAGGAAGUCGCCAACGGGAAGCCAAAGGUAUCUGUACCGAACGGUGUCAGUGGAGAGAAACAGCAGGAUGCUGUCAAUGGGAAGCCAAAGUCGCCUGUAGCGAAUGGUGUUAACGGGGAUGCGAAGGUUCCGGCAGAGAAAGCCGCUGCCACCGCUGCUCCUCCAGCCGUUACCUACGCGGCGAAGGUGGCCCAAACAGCAGCGGCCGAGAAGAAGCCUGCGGCGACCGAGAAGAAGCCUGUCGUUGCCAACGGUGCUGUCAAGACCGGUGUAGCUGCUUGAUCGCAUACCCGAUCCUCCCAGCUAGCCAUGAAGAACAAACGGACGGUGCUGGCGAACCAGGCGAGACAUGCGGGGUCCCAAGGUACUGAUCACCAAAGGUGGCUGCUGGAAAGCGGGUCGGAUAGUUAGGUUUCCCUAGCUCUCUCCUUUUUCUUCUUCUGUCGUCGUCGUAUUAUCGUCAUCCCUAUUUCAGUUUGCUUAGCUCUAAAGACUCCUCCUAUAGUGGUAUCAUCGGAAUCGCCAGAAAAAGAGAAAAGAGAACCUGUGGCAAGACAAAGGUAGUGUCGUACCCGGUGGCAUGGUGCGGUUGUGUCGCGUCUGUUUUCGGUCGGUAUUUGGUGGUGUUUGAGUAAGUACUAUGUGUUUGUGUUGAGUGUUGGGUGAGUGGAUCUGAAAGUGGGUUCUAGAUUGGAGCUGUUUUCGCGUCUUAUUAAGAUUAUAUUACAACAGAAA